Botrytis deweyae is the source of this 1679-nucleotide messenger RNA. RefSeq lists its product as uncharacterized. The transcript is spliced from 5 exons. The coding region runs from base 1 to 1638 and encodes 545 amino acids. The record is from RefSeq and is a predicted model, not a curated record. NCBI's taxonomy places the organism in Eukaryota, Fungi, Ascomycota, Leotiomycetes, Helotiales, Sclerotiniaceae.
AUGGCUAUCUUGAAUACAAGCCAAGGUGAAGUCGAGGUCCGAAUCAAGAGAUACCCGGACGACACAUAUUAUGAUGAAUACAUUAAAGUUGAACGCAAGGAGAGAGGCACUGAUACCGAGCGAGAGAGGUAUAUCGUUGCAGAGCCGGACACCACAUACUAUAUCGAAGUCACAUUGAAAGCAGGUUUUGAUUUUGGUGAUAAUGACGUUAUGGGUGCUAAUUUGCACUUCUCUGGUCGAGAUAAGCGGAUUUCAGGUACUUCCUUUUGGGAACACAAAUACACAAGAAAGUUGAAGGAGGAUAUUGUCAGAAAUAUUCAGUAUGCUUAUGUGGGAGUUGAUGGAGAAAAGGUACUUGGGGCAAGAUUUUUUUUCAGACAAAUUGAAAUAGAUGAAGAUCUUUCCGACGAGACGGAUGUUUUGGGCAUUCAUCCGGAUAGUCUCGUGACAUUUUCAGUCAGGCUAUUCUUAUAUAAGAAGCACACCGUCAAACUAUCCGAUGAUGAAUACGACAAGGCAGUAUUGGAGUUCCAGCACGCUUCUGCAAGUGUUGAGCACAAUACGUCCGCUCUCGGACCUCAAGACAGAGUCGUUGAUCCUGCAGUCAUUCAGCCCAACACUCGAAAUCUCUGGGACGUCAAAAAGGUUGACAAGGAUAGCUUUAAAAAACGUGGCAUCCGCUCGGCCAUCGGAUUUUCUGGAGGAACAAAGCAGCCGAACGUUCCAGCAAGAGACUCUAUGCAUAAAAAGGGACUUAUUGUAGAGCCUCAACCACCAGAGCGUACUACUACAACGUAUAAAGCCCUACCUUGCUCCGGGACAUUCGAGUUUCAUUGCAGGGCUGCAGAGUUCCUGGAAGUGGUGGGCAUCAUCAAGUACCCUCCGCCCCUUCACUGUUAUUCUUGGGGUAUGUUGAAUGAGAACGAAAGAAAAAUCGCCUUAACUGAGUUGCAAGAAUUGAGCAAGAAGCAAUGGCGUGAAGAUCGAGAGAAAGAGACUGGCUUGAUACUCCCCAAUGUAGGUAGCAGGAUCAAGUCGGAAGAUGAUCCAUGGGAAUGGCGUCAUUGGGACAAAAUGUACGCUGCUGAGAAACAAAGGGUGUUUGAUAAGCUUCAAACAGAUAAGAAAAACCGCCAGCGAGGUAUCAUUCAGCGUGAGUAUAAAAACUUCAUGGGGGAAAUCAUUUCUUUAGACGAAGAAAACGAUAAGCCUUCCAGAAACUCUCUCGAGAGGGGUAGAGAUGACAAGAAACAAGAGAGGGCUAAGUCUGGUAAAGAAGGCGUACGCAUCAAGCAUGAAGAAAUCCAACGCGCUACGGCAAACUCCCUCGACGCACAACAGACCACAGGCGUAAAUAUCAGCAAGCACGGGAUAAUCAAUAUUGACGAGGACGAUGAUUCGAUUAUCAUUGUCUCUGAGACUAAGAAUCCAAUCUUAAGCCUAGCUCCAAAGGAAGAAGAGAUUGAAGAAGAGAUUACAUUUGCAGAUGAGGAGUUGAGAAAGGAAGAGGCCGCACUUGAGAAACUGAAGGAAGAUAUCGCGCAAGAAGAGAGAGUUAUCAAAAUGAAGCGGGAGCGUGAUGCUUUGCAGGAGAAAAUUGAUGCAGCGAGAUCUAAGAAGCGAAUCAAGACAGAAUGAUCGAAAGGUCUAAUUCUCAAUGAUAUUAAGUUAUUUGGUCU